This is a messenger RNA of Eruca vesicaria subsp. sativa (arugula), 1910 nucleotides long. The record is from the annotation of a GenBank genome assembly. Lineage: Eukaryota; Viridiplantae; Streptophyta; Magnoliopsida; Brassicales; Brassicaceae.
UCAAAACUGUCCUAAACCAUUCAAAUCGCGAUCCUACCACCACUUAAUCGUGAUAUUCCUCUUAUCAUCUCUCUCUCACUGUUGAUGCUUUGUUCUUCUCUCAGAGUUGAACUAAAAAAAGGUUGUCUGAAAAAAUAUUCGAAUUUUCGAAAAGACUGAUGAUGACUCUUAACUCACUCUCUCCAUCUGAAUCCAUCUCUCUUUCUUUCUUGGAUACCUCCAGGUUCAACCAAACCCCUAAACUUCCAGGUGGGUUUAGUUUGAGGAAGAGAAAUCAAUGGAGAGGUUUUGGCAAAGGAAUCAAGUGUUCAGUGCAGCAGCAGCAGCAGCAACCUCCUCCAGCUUGGCCUGGGAGAGCUGUUCCUGAGCCUCCUCGUCAAUCUUGGGAUGGACCUAAACCCAUCUCCAUCGUUGGUUCUACUGGUUCUAUUGGCACUCAGACAUUGGAUAUUGUAGCUGAGAAUCCUGACAAAUUUAGAGUUGUGGCUCUAGCUGCUGGCUCCAAUGUGACCCUCCUUGCUGAUCAGGUAAAGAGAUUUAAACCCGCACUUGUUGCUGUUAGAAAUGAGUCAUUGGUCAAUGAGCUUAAAGAGGCGUUAGCCGGUUUGGACUAUAAACCUGAGAUUAUUCCUGGGGAGCAAGGAGUGAUUGAAGUGGCUCGUCAUCCAGACGCUGUAACUGUUGUUACCGGUAUAGUAGGUUGCGCAGGACUCAAGCCUACGGUUGCUGCGAUUGAAGCGGGAAAGGACAUUGCUCUUGCAAACAAAGAGACGUUAAUCGCCGGUGGUCCCUUUGUGCUUCCACUUGCCAACAAACAUAAUGUUAAGAUUCUUCCAGCAGAUUCAGAACAUUCAGCUAUAUUUCAGUGUAUUCAAGGUUUGCCUGAAGGCGCUUUGCGCAAGAUAAUCUUGACUGCAUCUGGUGGAGCUUUUAGAGAUUGGCCUGUUGAAAAGCUCAAGGAAGUUAAAGUAGCAGAUGCGUUGAAGCAUCCUAACUGGAACAUGGGAAAGAAAAUCACAGUGGACUCAGCUACGCUUUUCAACAAGGGUCUUGAGGUCAUUGAAGCUCAUUAUUUGUUUGGAGCUGAGUAUGAUGAUAUAGAGAUUGUCAUUCACCCUCAAAGUAUCAUACACUCCAUGAUUGAAACACAGGAUUCAUCUGUGCUAGCUCAAUUGGGAUGGCCUGAUAUGCGUUUGCCUAUUCUCUACACCAUGUCAUGGCCUGAUAGGGUUCCUUGUUCCGAAGUAACUUGGCCAAGACUUGACCUUUGCAAACUUGGUUCCUUGACAUUCAAGAAACCAGACAAUGUGAAAUACCCAUCAAUGGAUCUUGCUUAUGCUGCUGGACGAGCUGGAGGUACUAUGACUGGAGUUCUCAGUGCAGCUAACGAGAAAGCUGUUGAAAUGUUCAUUGAUGAAAAGAUAAGCUAUUUGGAUAUCUUCAAGGUGGUGGAACUAACAUGCGAUAAACAUAGAACCGAGUUGGUAACAUUACCGUCUCUUGAAGAGAUUGUUCACUAUGACUUGUGGGCACGUGAGUACGCUGCGAAUGUACAGCUUUCUUCUGGUGCAAGGCCACCAGUUCAUGCCUAAUGGUUGAUAUUUGAUGGAGAUGAGCUUGGUUAAUAAAUGAUGUAAAGGAGAUUUAGUGCAGAUAAUGGGUUACAUUAACACCGUUUUUUGGCAAGGAUUACCGAUUCCAAGUUGUACCUAAAUUUUCUGUGAUCCGAACAAAGCCAAACCGAAAUUUUAAACCCAUAAACCAAAUAAAACUGUUUUUUUUUUUCCUUUCUCUUGAGAUUGAUAUUUCAGGUUUCUGCACAUAAAUUUUAAAAAAUAUUUUAGUUUUAGAAAUAUAUAUAAUAAACAUUGUUUUACUACUUACGUAAAUGAUGUUUAAUUAUAUAGUAA